GAUGGGGGCGGUACAAAUACGAGGGGAAGCCAUCUUGAACGUUUGGUUGACAAGACUCUUUCGUAGUCAGCUACAAAAAAAACUGUACACCUUACAAACACCGCGUAGAGAACCGAUUAUCGCAGUUAUCCAAGUGUUGGAGAAACCUGAGAGGACGCAGCGGCUCAGUGAAGCUCAACAAGAUGGCUAGUUAGCUAAACAGUCUGCCAAUACUUGAGCGCUAGCUACGCCUUCUGGUAUAUGAUAUUCCAUACGACAAUGGCAGAUUACUUGUAUGCUAAGACCUGAUUUGCUUAAGAAAUACGUGUUUUCAAGCUGUCUGAAAAUUAAAUGGGGUCAUUUGCUUAUUUUGACACUUGACGUCACAGACCCAGCGACACUGUUGCUGAACUUGCUGUGACAGGAUUUGAACAAUUUACAUUUGGAUAAUUCUUAGUCCCGAAGAGGGAACUGCAAUCUUAAAUUUAGACAGGUUCCAGCAGACGUUAAAUAUUUCAUUGCUAUUGGAAUUGAAAAGUAAGUAUGAGUACUGCCAGGACCGAGACCCCAGUGAUUUUGGGCUUGUCCAACCAAAAUGGACAGCUUAGAGGCUCAGUUAAGCCUGCUGGAGCACCAGGUGGAGGUGGAGGAGGCCCUCAACAGCAACUUAAUCAGAUGAAAGGCACAAUCAACAAUGGUAACGCUCAACUGGCCCCAACAACUAAUGCUGUCAUCAAGCCCGGAGAUGACUGGAAGAAAAGUUUGAAGUUGCCCCCAAAAGACACAAGGAUGAAAACUUCGGAUGUGACUUCAACUAAAGGCAACGAGUUUGAAGAUUAUUGCCUAAAGAGGGAGCUGCUCAUGGGAAUCUUUGAGAUGGGCUGGGAAAAGCCAUCUCCAAUCCAGGAGGAAAGCAUUCCCAUUGCACUGUCAGGAAGGGAUAUCUUGGCAAGAGCCAAAAAUGGCACGGGAAAGAGUGGAGCCUACCUCAUUCCCUUACUUGAACGCAUUGACCUGAAGAGAGACUGCAUACAAGCUAUGGUCAUAGUGCCCACCAGAGAACUGGCUCUGCAAGUAAGCCAAAUAAGUAUCCAGGUCAGCAAACACAUGGGUGGAGUAAAGGUAAUGGCAACCACAGGUGGAACCAACCUACGUGAUGACAUCAUGAGACUUGAUGAAACGGUACAUGUGAUCAUUGCCACUCCUGGGAGAAUUUUAGACCUCAUCAAGAAAGGAGUGGCCAAAGUCAAUCAAGUGCAGAUGGUCGUUCUGGAUGAAGCUGACAAGCUCCUGUCUCAGGACUUUGUGGUUAUGAUGGAGGAAAUGCUGGGCUUCCUGCCCAAACGGAGGCAAAUCUUGCUUUAUUCUGCAACCUUCCCUAUCAGCGUUCAGAAGUUUAUGAAUGCACACUUGCAGAAACCCUAUGAGAUCAACCUGAUGGAGGAGCUGACACUCAAGGGUGUGACUCAGUAUUAUGCUUAUGUGACUGAAAGGCAAAAAGUCCAUUGCCUUAACACCUUGUUCUCCAGGCUCCAGAUCAACCAGUCAAUAAUCUUCUGCAACUCCUCGCAGAGAGUGGAACUCCUCGCCAAGAAGAUCUCCCAGCUUGGUUAUUCAUGUUUCUACAUUCAUGCCAAGAUGAGACAGGAGCAUCGCAACCGUGUGUUCCACGACUUCAGAAACGGUCUCUGCCGGAAUCUUGUCUGCACUGACCUCUUCACAAGAGGAAUUGACAUUCAAGCUGUGAAUGUUGUGAUUAAUUUUGAUUUUCCUAAGCUGGGAGAAACAUACCUUCAUCGCAUUGGGAGAUCUGGCCGCUUUGGACACUUGGGUCUAGCCAUUAACCUCAUCACUUACGAUGAUCGCUUCAACCUGAAGGGGAUUGAGGAGCAGCUCAGAACAGAGAUCAAGCCCAUCCCUGGCAUCAUCGACAAGAGCCUAUACGUGGCAGAGUACCACAGUGAGAGUGGCGAAGAAGUCAAGCCUUGAGCCAAUCAGUCCAACCUUCAUUCCCCUUUGUAUCUUUUUUUCAUCCUCCCCCCGUCCUGGAGUUCUCGUUUUAUUUUUUAUGUACAGUUCGUCUGUCUUCCUAUUUUGGAUGCCACCAUAAGGAAUGUGUAUUUUGAUGGCAAGCGUUUCGGAAGAACUCAUUUGCCUUUUAUAGGGCUCUGUGCUGCACCAUCACACCCUGAAGACAUAAGCACUGGGAGGAAAGCACGGGACCAAGCCGAAAAUGUAUCAGUGCACAUUGUGAAGAUUCAUAUCCACCAAUGACGCAAAGCCAGCACCGCCAGACCGCAUACGACACCCUCCAUUCUCCAUGUUUUAUUUUGGAAAGUUUUAACAAAUUUGUAUCAAGUGCCUUAACAAGCAGAUAAACUCGUUCUAAAGUAAUAACCCGUCAUUAUCCGCCAUCUUGCUCACUUCAUGCCAUGCACUCGCCGAAUUGAAAAUUUGUUCCACUAAUUUAACGUCCAACCGCAUAGAUGAUUUCAUAACUGUUAUUGGUUGGGUCAUCCCUUUGCAAGAAAUGGAGAUUAGGAGAGAGGCUGGUCUGAUCUUUUUUUGCUGGCUUUCGCUGCACUUGAGUCUGGCUGAUAAACGAGGACAAACUUGGAUGUUCCAUGGACAGAGAUGCUGGAUUUUGUUCCAAGAGACAGACAGCCAGACUGUCUGGUUGCUUGUGUAGAAGCUUGUGCUUCUAAAAGACCCAGAUCCUUUCCGGUCUUCAGCAUCAGAACACUAAAAAUGAAUAAGCAGCAUCAACACCAUGAGUCAUGACGAUUCCUGUUUUGGUGGAGUUUAAUUGUGGGAACGCAUUUCUUUUUUGUUUUGUUUUGGUCCUGUGUUUCACCUUCCUAUGGAUGGCCAUACUUUAUUCUGCGAGAUGUGCAGCCAACAUGUGGGGUGCACCUUACACCUUGUGUAUAUACCUUCAUUUUAAGAUUGUUUUAAACAAGUAUAAAAGGCUGGCCAACAAACUAAACCCCCCAUACACACCCUUCUCCUGUUAAAACUGGAGACUGUUUUCUUCACUUGGUUUGUUUGAUCUGCAAUAUUGGCCUGUGAAUUUAUUUAUCAUUUUAGAAAUUGCAGAGUUUAUUAGAAUCUAAAACCUUUAAAAUUGCUUGUGCAUGUCAUUUCCUUUGGCGGCAGAGUACACUUAUAAUCUUUAGCCCCUUCAGAGUGGAAUUCUUCAAUGUUGCACUUAAAUUAAGAUUGUUUAAAUUGUUGCCCUUAUUCUCCUGCUCUGUCAAGACAGACGGCUUUGUCAAGCUUGUGCAUUUGAGUAAUGAAUUCUUUGUUGUCACCAGCCUUACCUUGUGAAAACGACUCUUGAGACACACUCUUAAGAUCUCCAGUUAUAGUGGGUGUUAUUGGAAGAUAAAUAAUAUUCUAUCAUGUAGUAGUACUACUCCUCACUCUCGGUGCAGCCGAAUUGACGAUUUGUUUUCCGUGGCGGUAUUAGCAGUUACGUUCUCUAUGCUCUUUAAGCACAGCUACAUCCCUUCACAAAUGUUGAAGCUGUGGAUUUAUGUUCCCCCUUUUGAAGUGUUUGCCAAAUGCAUCAAAAGGAACAAUCUGACUUAAAAUGUAGCAGGAAUCCACUCUCUGUGCAUUGCAAGCUAGCUGGCUUUAAUGACCCCAGCUAGCAAAAUAUGCCUCAUUUAAAAGAAGAAAAAAAGAACUCAAACUGAGCAGGUUGAAAUGCACUUAACGCACAGAGAUGGGUUCAGGCAAUAACUUAUUGAAGCUUAUUGACUUUUUGUACGCCCAUAAUGCCCAAAUGGGAGGAAAGUGUGAUGCAGAACAUCUAAAAACCAGAAAAUGGCACAGCGGGGGAAUGGGCAUGAAGGAUUACAUAUUACCAUUAGUCGGACUGCGUGUUUAGAAAAUAACGUGGGCACCUCGGACUGCUGAGUUCAUGGCUUAUUUGUCUGCCCUUUAUUGUGAUAUGUUGGGUUUGGAAUACAGUUGUGUGUUUUUAUGCAACACGACAACCUUGUUUGGCAUUAAGGUCCUCUGACCACUUGUUUGAUCAGUGGAAACCUUUUUGUGAACGAGGUUCCCUUUUGUUAUGGUGAGAUGCUCUUUACACUGUUCUAAUCAAUGAGGAGUAGUACAUUUGCACAUUGAAUUGAAUGUCUUUAAAAAAUACAAAUAGUGUAACAAUGUUCAGUUUAAAAUGACCAUUUUAUUUCUCAUUGGUUAGGACUGAUCCCUGUUCUCUCGGCUCUAUUGCUGUCCCCUAAAUACAUGUACAUCUGAUUUGGCUGUUUUGGUUGUGGUGGGAGGGUUGCAUUUGUUAAACAUAUUCAAACUAAAUGAAGCAUUAGCCGAGUGAACAGGGAUCCAAUUGUGCAGGCACUUGGCAGCUGCCUGUUUGUCAGCCACCGGCAGUAAUCUCCACAGCAAAUGCUUUCAGAGCUAAACUUUAACAUUAAGAUUUGGCAUAUUGCUGCCUUUUGAUGGAAGGCUGCUUUACUGCCCGUGGCUGCCAUUUUGAGAACCUUAAAGACUGAGACAAGAGCAUCUUGCCCCAGAUCGGGCAAUUUAAUUGGAUAGUUUGUGUAACUAAAUUGUCUCAUUCUUUAAGGUGUUUUUUGUUUUGUAUUUGUGGGGUGGCUAAAUUAUUGCUCUUGCUGCCCUGAUGCACAUGUUCAUCCUCUCGAUGGUUCUGAAACAUUUACGAAAACACAGCUUUGUGUACAAUCUGGCCGCUUAUCUUCCGAGGAGGAUGUGGAGGAGUCCAUUAGGGAUUUCUUUGAUCAGUGAUGCAUCAGUAAAAAUAAAAAAAAUGGGGAGGAGCCUUUGGGCAAUUAAACAGGAUAAGAUCUAAAGUUCCAAAGUUAUGUUAAUGGUUAUAAAAGGGUUGAAAAAGUUGCCCUUGGCUUUUAUUUUAGUUUUCCAAAUGAAACGUUCAAGGGGAGUUUACCUUAUUUAAAAAGUCUCUAAAUUUAAGGAAGAAUUUAAAACCAGUUUUUUUUUUUUUUUUUAUGAAAAUUUGGUUAUUUAAUUGGCAAAUUUUUCAGUGAAGCUAAUUUUACAAUGGACUUAAGUUUAAAAGAUGUCAUGAAUAUUAUUGGAUUCGAUUGAAAGUUUUGUUAAUAAAGCUCACUGAAAUUUA
Cyclopterus lumpus (lumpfish) is the source of this 5107-nucleotide messenger RNA. It is a transcript of the gene ddx6, whose product is annotated as DEAD (Asp-Glu-Ala-Asp) box helicase 6. Gene Ontology annotation, biological process: cytoplasmic stress granule assembly; P-body assembly. Bases 523 to 1968 code for a protein of 481 amino acids. The record is from RefSeq and is a predicted model, not a curated record. NCBI's taxonomy places the organism in Eukaryota, Metazoa, Chordata, Actinopteri, Perciformes, Cyclopteridae. The transcript has 14 exons. Gene Ontology annotation, molecular function: RNA helicase activity; mRNA binding; ATP binding. Gene Ontology annotation, cellular component: P-body; cytoplasmic stress granule.